GGGGAGGGGGCGUGGCCAGCCCGCCUUCCUGCUCCGGUGCCGCCUGAGGACGCGGCUCCUGGUCCGCGACCACCGCAGCGGGAGCGAGGGGACCCCCGGGAGCUGCCGGCAAAGCAGAGGGACCCUCGGGACCACCCAGGAACUGAGCAGAGGGACCCCCGGGAGCAGCCAGGACCGAGCAGGAGCACAGGGACCCCCGGGAGCAGCCGGGGCUGAACUAGAGCACAGUGACUCCCGGGAGCACCCAGAGCCGAACAGGAGCAGAGGGACCCCCGAGAGGAGCCGGGACAGAGCAGGAGCCGAGAGACCCCCGGGAGCAGCCGGGAUUAAUUAAGUAGGAGCAGAGGGACCCCUGGGACCGAGCAGGAGCAGAGGAACCCCCGGGACCACCCAGGAACCGAGCAGGAGCUCAGGGACCCCCAGAAGCAACCAGGACCGAGCAGGAGCGAGGGGACGCCCGGGAGCACCCAGAACCACAGCAGAGGGACCUCCGAGAUCGAGCAGGGGCAGAGGAAUCUCCGAGAGCAGAGGGACCCCUGGGACCGAGGAGGAGUGAGGGGACCCCCGGGACCACCCACAACCAGAGCAGAAGGACCCCUGGGACCGAGCAGGAGCAGAGGGGACCGCCCAGAGUCGAACAGGAGCAGAGGAACCCCCGGGAGCAGCGGUUCCCCCGUGCCGCCGGUGCUGCGGGCAGCAUGGCGCAGUGGCAGGAGGUGCAGGGCUUGGCCAACACUUACCUGGAGCAGGUGGACCAGCUGUACGCGGGCUCGGCGCUGCCCAUGGCCGUGCGCCAGUCCCUGGCGGCCUGGAUCGAGAGCCAGAACUGGCGCCAGGCGGCGGAGCCGCUCUGCUCGCACGCCCGCAUCCUGUUCCACUCCUUACUGGUCUUACUGGGAGAGCGCGUGGGCAGCCUGGGCUCGGACCGCGAGGAUCUCACGCUGAAGCACAACCUCCGCAAGGCCCACCGCGAGCUCCAGGCUGAGUUCCAGGAGAAGCCGGAGAGAUUCGCCAACCUGGUGGCCAACCUGCUGCAGGAGGAGCAGCGGAUCCUGCGCCUCGGGCAGGCCAGGGGGCAGGAGGGGUCGGUCCCCGCGCCCAGCCCAGCUUUGGAGGGCGGGAGGGAGCAGCAGAUCCAGCGGCGUUUGGCUGAGUUCCACACAGCCCUGCAGGAAGCCGAACGAGCCUUCAGGCACCUGGAGGAUUUUCAGGAUGCUUUCGAUUUCUGCUUCAAGGUGCAUUACCGGCCAGGUGAGGAGAAGAACCAGGACCCCACGUACCUGCAGGAGCUCCAAUCCCUCCAAGCCAAACUGCAGAACCUGGACCGGCAGCGGCGGGAGGUGCUGGCGCAGAUGCAGCACCUUUUGGGGCGCAGUGAGACCCUGCAGGAGCUGCUGCAGCAGGAAUUGGGGGGCUGGAGGGUGCGGCAGCAGCGCCUGUGCUUGGGGGCCUCCGCCGACACCAACCUGCGCCCGCUGGAGACCUGGUUCACGGAGCUGGGGCAGGGGUUGUUCCAGCUGCGGCAGCUGCUGCGGGCGCUGGGGGACCUGCGACAGAAGGUGACCUACGCCAGGGACCCGCUGGUGGCAGAGAUGCCCCUGCUGGAGCAGAGGCUGCAGGAGCAGCUCACACACCUGCUCAAGAGCGCCUUCGUGGUGGAGCAGCAGCCCAGCACCCCCAACGCCGGGAAGCGGCCCCUGGUGCUCCGAACCGCCGGGAAGUUCUCGACCCGCGCCCGCCUCCUGGUGAGGCUGCAAGACCGCAACCACCGCAUGGAGGCGCGGAUCCACAUCGACAGGAACCCUCCCAACAUCAAAGGGUUCCGCCGGUUCAACAUCCUGACAUCGAGCAGCAAAACGCUCCUGGCCGGGGACAGUCCCCAGGAGGGGCUCAUCUGCGACUUCCAGUACCUCACGCUGAAGGAGCAGAAGGACAGCAGGGCUGGCAAGGGCAAAGGUGCCAGCGGCGAGCAGGGUCCCCUGGUUGUGACAGAGGAGCUGCACCUCAUCACCUUCACGCUGGCCUACGCCUACUGCGGGCUGGAGCUGGAGCUGGAGGCCACCACGCUGCCCUUUGUCAUCAUCUCCAACAACAACCAGUUCUCCAGCGCCUGGGCCUCCAUCCUCUGGUUCAACAUGCUCAGCUCUGACCCCAAGGCCCAGCAGUUCUUCUCGUCCCCACCUCCAGCCCCGUGGCCCCGGCUGGCCGAGGUGCUGAGCUGGCAGUUCCAGAGCGUGGCCGAGCGGGGCCUGAGCCGGGACAACCUCCUGAUGCUGGCCAAGAAACUCCUGGGGUCGAAGCCGUCGCCGGACAGCACCGUGGCCUGGCACAAGUUCUCAAAGGAUGGAGCCUCCGGUUUCUCCUUCUGGGCCUGGCUGGACGGGAUCCUGGGGCUGCUCCAGGAGCACCUCAAGCAGCUCUGGAAGAACGGACUCAUCCUGGGCUUCGUGAGCCGCAAGCAGGAGGAGAAGCUGCUCAAGUCCAAGAGGACGGGGACGUUCCUGCUGCGCUUCAGCGAGAGCGUCCUGGGUGGUGUCACCUUCACCUGGGUGGAGCACCACGAGACAGGGUCCCCCACUUUCCACGCCGUGGAGCCCUACACAGCCUCGGAGCUGGUGUCGCUGGCCCUGCCCGACAUCAUCCGUGACUACCACAUGAGCCUGGAGGAGAAGAAUCCAGAGAAUCCCCUCAAGUUCCUGUACCCCAACACCCCCCGGGACGAGGCCUUCGGGCCCUACUACAGCCAGAGGCUGGAGGGGAACCUGAGCGAGUCCCAGAAAUACCUGAACCGGCGCCUCAUCCGCGUGUCCUCCAGCCCCUCUGUCUGUCCAUCCAGGCCGCCCAACCGGCGUCAGACCGAGGAGGAGCUGCAGGCGGCCACCGAGAACCUGGAGACGCUGCAGCUGCAGCCCCGAGGGCAGGGGACACCCGGGGGCCUGGGGACACCUCAGGGGGUGCCCACGAGCCCAGGGACACUGCAGAUGGUGGUCGCAAGCCCAGGGGCUCUGCAGGUCAUCCCUGAGAAUCUGGGGAUACCUCAGACUCUGCAGAUGGUGGCCACGAGCCCAGAGAUGCCACAGGUCACCCCUGGGAACCUGGGGACACUUCAAGGGGUGGCCAUGAGCCCAGGGACAGUUCAGAUGGUGGCCACGAGCCUAGGGACUGUGCAGACGGUGGCCAUGAGCCCAGGGACACUACAGGUCACCCCUGAGAAUUUGGGGGCACUUCAAGGUGUGACCAUGAGUCCAGGGACAGCACAGGUCACCCCUGGGAACUUGGGGACACUUCAAGGUGUGACCAUGAGUCCAGGGACAGCACAGGUCACCCCUGGGAACUUGGGGACAUUUCAAGGGGUGGCCACAAGCCCAGGGACUUUACAGGGGUCAGCCACAAGUCCUGGGACACUACAGGUCCCACCUGGGAACCUGGGGACACCACAGGUGGGGACCCUGCAGCCCCCAGGCUUGGGGACACUACAACCACAGCCCCAAAGGCUGGAGCCACCACAGGUGACACCAGGAGUCCCCAGCCUCCAGGGGACACUGCAGGUGGCACCAGGAGCUGUGCAGGUGCUGCCUGGGGGCCUGCAGGUGCUGCAGGUGGCCUCAGGGGACUUGGGGACACCGCAGGGGACAGCGGAGCAGGGGACACUGCCAGCAGAGCUGAGGGACCUGGAGCUGCUGCCAGGGGGACAGGACAUUCAGGAGCUGCUGCAGGGGCUGCAGCCACCCUCGGGGACCUUGGGGACGUUGGGGACACUGGGAGUGGCCGAGCUGAUGCCGGACGUGGUGGCGACCUUGGAGGAGAGCCUGGAGGAGAGCCUGGAGCAGAGCUUCCAGCUGAGCCCUGGCAGCGCGGCUCUCCUGGCCCAGCACGAUCCGUUCCUGCCUCAGCCCGAGGACUCGGCCCUGCCCGCGGUGCCCUCGCUGUUCACCGACCUCCCCCCGCUGCACAUCGACGCCAGCGACUUCCAGUGACCCCUCCCCGAUCCCCUCCUUUCCAGGGACCCCUCCCCUCCUGGGGACCCCUCUCCGGUCCCUUCCCUUCCGGGGACCCCUCCCCAACCCUUUCCGUUCCAGGGAUCCCUCCCCAGCCCCUUCCAGGGACCCCUCCCUGGUCCCUUUCAUUCCAGGGACCCCUCCCCAGUCCUUUCCCUCUUGAGGACCCCUCCCCUCCCGGGAACCCCUUCCCUCCCAGGGACCCCUCUCCAGACCCUUUCGUUCCAGGGACCCCUCGCCGGUCCCUUCUCUUCCAGAGACCCCUCCCCAGCCCCCUCCAGGGACCCCGCCUCGGUCCCCUCCUUUCCGGGGAUCCCUCCCCAGCCCCUUUCGUUCCAGUGACCCUUCCCCGGUCUCUGCGUUUCCAGGGACCCCUCCCCAGCCCCUUCCCUUCCAGGGACCCCUCCCCUGCCUCUUCCCUCCUGGGGACCCCUCCUUGGUCCCUUCCCUUCCAGGAACCCCUUCCGGAGACCCCUCCUCAGUCCCUUCCCUUGUGUGGACCCCUCUCCAGUCCCUUUCAUUACAGGGACCCCUCCCCAGUCCUUUCCCUCCUGGGGACCCCUCCUCAGCCCCUUCUCUUGCGGGGACCCCUCCCAGGGACCCCUCCCCGGUCCCUUCUUUUUUAGGGACCCAUCCCUUCCUUUCCAGGGACCCCUCCUCAGUCUCUUCCAGGGACCCCUCCCCUGCCCCUUCCGUUCCGGGGACCCCUCUCCGGUUUCUUCCCUCUCGGGGACCCCUCCCCACCCCCCCCUCUCUGUAAAUUAACCCCUUCCCACCCCUUUAUCUGUAAAUUAACCCCUUCCCCCCCACACUGGCCUCUCUCUGCUCUCCUUGGGAGCUUUAUUAGAAACGGAGAAAUACCCGAGAUAAAUAAA
Messenger RNA from Melospiza melodia melodia, 4873 nucleotides. RefSeq names its product signal transducer and activator of transcription 2 (gene STAT2). Lineage: Eukaryota; Metazoa; Chordata; Aves; Passeriformes; Passerellidae. The record is from RefSeq and is a predicted model, not a curated record. Gene Ontology annotation, biological process: regulation of transcription by RNA polymerase II; type I interferon-mediated signaling pathway; defense response. Gene Ontology annotation, molecular function: DNA-binding transcription factor activity, RNA polymerase II-specific; RNA polymerase II cis-regulatory region sequence-specific DNA binding. The transcript has 24 exons. Bases 699 to 3977 code for a protein of 1092 amino acids.